AUGAGCAAUGAUAGUAUACCAAGAUCAAUUGUUAUGGACUUGGUUGAUGGUCUAUUAUGUUGUUUAAAGAAGGAUGCCAGGUAUGACCUUGUCAGUCCACAGAAAUUGCCAUCCGCGUCCACUUCAACUUCCACGUCCAUGUCCACGUCUAUGACUACGUCCAAGACCACGUCGACAACACCUGCUCAACUCUUAUUCACAUUGGCCACCAACAAUCAAACAUCAUUGUCAACAUCAACAUCAACAUCAUCAACAUCUUCACCAAGUAGGAUAAUUGCAUAUCGAAAGGAGACACGUUCACAUUGCUCGUCUGACGAGAACAACCUAAUUAUACAUAUUCAUAGUCCUGGUGAUACAUCAACAACAUCAACUACAUCAACUCAAACCUCAUCACCUCCAUUAUCAAUGAUGUCAACGACAAUUUGGCAACCAAGAGUAUUGAAACAAGUCAAGAAUGAUAGUUGUGGAUACUAUAGUUUGUUCAAUGGUAUAUCAGCUUACAAGGCCUGUGUCUCAGCAUCCUCAACCUCGAACAAUGACCCAUCCAGUGGCUCAGACAAUGACUCAUUGCAUUAUUUCAAUCGAAUGUUGUGCCGACCAUUGUUCUGGCACAUCUACUCAAUAUGUAUGAAUCUGCUGUUGGUCAAAUGUCGCGCCGCAAAGAAGUCAUACUAUCCAUGGAACGAGAAGUACAUUGUCAAAGGUGUAAUGGAACGUUGUUAUAUCGAUUACCUGUUGGAAAGUGAUAAUGUCUUGUCAAGACAACGUUAUCCAAUCACAGUGUUGCCAGAUUGGGCAAUAGACUCAUUACGCAACAAUCGUAUAUCCAUUGAAGAGAUCAAUGAGUUGCGAGAAGUGUCCAAACGAUUCAAGGAGCGACAGACCUACUCACAUGUCUUUAUGCUUGGCGUGGCAGUACAUUGGAUAUCAAUUGUGAUCAACAAGGUCAAUGCGAACGAACACGAGAUCAUCCUCAUGGACAGUCGCAACCACGACCUCCUCAACGGCACCGACGAGCACUUCCAAUCAAUCGUUGACAAACAUCCCGAAGUGCCCGAGAGGUUGCGCAAAGGUUACCUCCUCUCACUCAAAGAUCCAAAGUUUAUCGUCAAGAUAUUACAAGAUUGUAUUAUUGGUGAGAAGGACAUUGUCAAGGAGAUAAUUGAUAUCAAUUUGAAUGGAUUCUUGGAUAACUAUUAUAGUCUGGUGCAUCCUAUCAAUGAUUUUGCUUCAUUGCAUGAGUCAUUGGAUAUGACCGAUGUCAAGAUGGUACAACUCAUUCACUGGUUGGAGAACUAUUGGCCACCAUCAGUUAUUGAACAUAAUAUUUGCCAAGUACUUGAUUGUAUUAUCAAGAGUAAGGAUGAUAUACAUACUGUUUUGGAUAAGAAGACAUUGGAUUCAUUCUCAAAGUGGACUAAGGAGUUGUCAUCACAUAGUUUACACUCUUCCAAUGUACAUCUUUUGAAGAGAUUCUCCACAACUAUUGAAUGGUUCAAUGGAAAGUUCGGCUUCCAGUCCAAGAGGAUCUGA
Acytostelium subglobosum LB1 is the source of this 1533-nucleotide messenger RNA. RefSeq lists its product as hypothetical. The transcript has 3 exons. The coding region runs from base 1 to 1533 and encodes 510 amino acids. The record is from RefSeq and is a predicted model, not a curated record. Lineage: Eukaryota; Evosea; Eumycetozoa; Acytosteliales; Acytosteliaceae.